This is a messenger RNA of Nicotiana tabacum (common tobacco), 2207 nucleotides long. RefSeq lists its product as uncharacterized. Gene Ontology annotation, molecular function: ribosome binding; UDP-N-acetylglucosamine diphosphorylase activity. Lineage: Eukaryota; Viridiplantae; Streptophyta; Magnoliopsida; Solanales; Solanaceae. Gene Ontology annotation, biological process: UDP-N-acetylglucosamine biosynthetic process; rRNA processing. The record is from RefSeq and is a predicted model, not a curated record. Gene Ontology annotation, cellular component: ribosome.
UAUCUGCAGAAAGUGUUGUACUAAGAUUCUAUCUUGCAGAUUUUUCUUUCCUUCUUUUCAAAAUACACUCUUCUUUGUUCAGUAUUAUCAGUGGAGGCAAGAAAAUAUGCAGGGGUGCGCAGCUCUUUCUUGUUCUUCAAACGCUAUCUCUUCUGCUCCAGUUGGUCUCUUCUUUACUCAAACACUAACACUUCCCUUUCGAAAUCAAAGCAUUGGAUCUUCUUUUCCUGCUCAAUCAAGCUUCAAAAUUUUCCAUGUUCGCCAAAGCACCCUCCCUCUGCUUCACUGCACUGCUACUGAGGAGAUCUUGGAGGCUAGCGAAACAGAGGGAAACUUUGUUGAAACUGGGUACAUAUAUAGUGUUCAUGGGCUUCAAGGAGAGGUUCGAGUAAAGGCUACUACUGAUUUUCCUGAAUUGCGAUUUUCCGAGCCAGGAAGGCGAUGGUUGAGGCAGCAAGUCUCAGGGAGAGAGAUGGUUCAAGAAAUUGAACUAGUGGAGGGAAGAGGUCAUCCAGGACAGAAGAGUUGGAUACUUAGAUUCCAUGAAGUCAACACAAUUGAGCAGGCUCAAAAACUUGUUGGGUCGACUGUACUGGUGAAGGACGAAGAUAGACCAGUCCUGGAAGAAGGUGAAUUUUACACCCGCGACCUCGUUGGGAUGAGAGUUUUUCUAAAGGAAACUAGAGAACCAGUGGGAACUGUUAUUAAUGUUUUCAACAGUGGAGCUAGUGAUCUCCUACAUGUUGAGCUUGACUCAAAUAUUAGUCUGUCAGAUCGAAAUGGAAAGCAAAGGCUGGAAGGAGGUGCAUCUGGUCCGCUUGUAUGGGUUCCUUUUGUUGAAGCAAUUGUUCCAACUGUUGAUUUGAGUAAAAGGGAAAUGUUGAUUACACCUCCUAAAGGUCUUCUAGAGUUAAAUAUCCGUGCUGAUGAGAGGUCCAAGAAAGAGAGGCGACAGCUUGAAUGGAAAGAGAGAAAAAAGUUUCAGAAACGCCUUAUAGCAGCCAAGAAGAAAUUACAUGAAAUGGAACAAGAUCAUAUAUUUCAUGGUUUUAGAUACGGCGAGAAAAACCAAAGGAGCUUCCUUGCAGACCAGAUAGUUGAUGUAAAUUCAAUGCUGCUUCAGCAUGCAUUGCAGAAUAUGAAGAUGCCAUAUAAGAGAUGGAGCUUUCCAGACUUUGUUAAUGCUUUAGAAGUUUCAAAUACAUUAAAAAUAUCAAAAGAAUUCCUUUCAAAAGAAAAUGUGGAACAUUCCAGCAUUUGUUCUAAAGUGCAAGAGCAGGGUCGCGGCCUCAUAUCUUGCGGCAAGGUUGCCAUUGUUUUAGCUUUGGGAGAAAUGCUUGGAUGGUCUAUUCCUGAACCUGUUGGCUCUCAUAAUAAUGAGGACAUUGCCUAUCUGCAUAUCAAGGCAUUGGUAGAUGACAGCCUCAGACUGCUCAAGACGGAGGACCAGCUGUCUGUACCUCUUAUAUUGGUGUGUCCUGCUGAAUCUAUUGAAUAUCUCAAACAGUUGUUCAUGGAUCAUGACUACUUCUCUUUCAACUCCGAGAAGGUUUGGUUCUUGGGAGAAGAGAAACUCCCUGUUGUCACUGCAUCACAGGAAGAAGAAAGCAAGCAUAAAAUUUUGAUGAAAUCACCUUGGGAGAUACUCCAGCAACCAGCUGGAUCAGCAGGAAUUGUUACUUUGCUCUCAUCACAGAACCUACUAGAGCAUUUACAUGUGAUGGGCGUGGAGUAUAUUCAGGUCUGUUCUGGAAAUCAAGAAUGCAUAAAUGGGGAGUUGCUACUUGGUUUUACUAGCUCACGUGAAGCCAAUGCGGGGAUCCAAGUCUUCCGGGAUGCUGGCUACUCGGAAGAAUGCUUCAACAUGGUAUUUUCCAUUGAUUUUGCAAAGAAGUUGACUAAGAAGAUCGACAAACUUCAAUUUGAAGCCAUUUUAAAGCCAAAUCAGUACGUGGAGAUGGUAGAUAAAGACUGGGUUGAUGUCAUCCCCUCCUCACCAAACUCAUAUGAGUUUCAUUCUUCAAUUUAUAGCUGCUUGAACGCUUGUCCUCCUAGUAAAGUUUGUUUUAUAGACAUUACUGCAUGAUAUCGAUAUUUGUAUACAUGUAUACGACUCCCAACUUACCUGCAAAAGCAUAGAAGAUGUUUUAGUAGCACGAGUAUGUUGGUUCUUAAUAUUGCACGCGUGCACCAUCAAUCAUUUGGUA